This is a messenger RNA of Protopterus annectens (West African lungfish), 5245 nucleotides long. It is a transcript of the gene POLRMT, whose product is annotated as RNA polymerase mitochondrial. Gene Ontology annotation, molecular function: DNA-directed RNA polymerase activity; mitochondrial promoter sequence-specific DNA binding; protein binding. Lineage: Eukaryota; Metazoa; Chordata; Ceratodontiformes; Protopteridae. The record is from RefSeq and is a predicted model, not a curated record. Gene Ontology annotation, cellular component: mitochondrial DNA-directed RNA polymerase complex. The coding region runs from base 19 to 4020 and encodes 1333 amino acids. Gene Ontology annotation, biological process: mitochondrial transcription. The transcript is spliced from 21 exons.
UGGUGGUAUAGAGGCAGCAUGUCAAUGUUGCGGUUCAGUUCCCUUUGCUAUUCGCUGCGAGGGCUGCCUCUGACUGUUAAUCCUAUUGUUUCGGUAACACGGUGUCCAUGUUGUCUCACUUUGGUAGAGGUUUCUGCCACUGGCAGAACAGGAAAAUGGCUUGUAUUGAAAAGGAAUUAUUCAUCCAUCAUUCCUCAGAAGAAGACAGAGGAGGAACAGAAAUGUGAAGCUGCACGUCUUUUGAAAGUGUUAGAAGCCCGGAAGUGGCAACUUCUGACUGAGGCAUUGGAGCCUGAACCCUUCUCUGCAAAGCAUGACAGCAGAGCAGCAUUAACAGAGAGAGAGCGUGGCAUGGAACCUCGGGUUUUUACCUCAGAUAAGACAGUUGGAGACAAACGUCCCGGAGUGCCUAACAUCCCAAAGCUGGCCACAGAUAAAAAUGUUUCCAAAUCCACAUCUCCUGCAAGUCGAUGGAUGGAGAAACUAAAAAAGGAAACUUCGAUCACACACAAAAGGCAGAUGAAAGCUGCCCACAAAAGCAAGUCUUGGAGUAGUGACAACCGUGACAGUAAUAGAAUGACAGGUAAUUUCCCAAAAGAUUUCAGAUGGGCUGACGCUGAGACUGACCUAGCAGGAAAUUCCAGGCAAUCUACAGACAGUCCUAAAAUAGAAAAAAUUCCUAAUAAAAAAGCAGCAAACCAUUUUAAAAUGGACAUGAAAACAGAGAGGACAGUACGGCCUUUGGCUGCUGUGCAGCACAGUGUGUACUCUUCCUCUAGGACUAAUUCAUCAAAGUCAGGUCAGGCUGCAGAGACUACAGAUGUGGAAUUUGAAGAGUGCUCAGAUGAGACCACCUGUGCAAAGGGGGCAGAGGUAGACAAACAGCUGAACCAGUGGCAUCCCACUGAGACUAUGAAAGUGCUGGCAGACGUGGACAGCCAACUUAAUGACAUGCAGCUGAGUAUCCUGGCCUACCUGGAGGCCUGUCUCUAUAUUGAAGAUGUGGAUCGAGCCCAGGAUUGCCUGAUGUUCUAUCAUCACAAUGUAAACCGAAGGAAACUGCUUAACAUCAAGAUUUAUAACACACUCAUGCAUUUCUGGUCUAAAAAACGGGACUCUUUAAAGCAGAUCAGCAAUCUGUUUUUCCUUGUGGAGGAAGCUGGCUUGAAACCCAACUUGAAUUCUUAUGCAGCAGCAUUGGAAUGUAUGGGGCGUACGGAUGCUGUUUCACAACAGGUUGUCAAAAGGUGUUUGCAGCAACUGAAAGAAGAUGGAUUUAGAGUGGAUGCUCUGUUUCAACAAUGCAUAUUUCGGGAAGAUGAGAGAGAGAUGGUGUUGGCAGCAAUUCAGAAAGUGCAUACUGAUUACCAUCCACCAUCCAUGCUGACAUGUGAGCCUUGCACAUCUCCACUGGUCAAGGAAUUCUACACUAAGCGGAAGUCUGUCAUGAACCCCAAAAUGGAUUUUGAACUAAGGGAACUGUUGAAAAAUUUCAAUAGGCAACUGGAGAUAGAGCAGGAAGGCACAGUGACUAUUAAUUCUGUGGAAGCAGAUAAAAUACCUACACCACAUAUUAUUAAAAUGAGGAAGAUAUUACAAGAGCUGCGUUCUAAAUGGCAAAAAGUUUUGCUUCGAGUCUUUCGGGAGUACAAGUUCAGCAUGGGUAAUAUGAAUCAACAUUCAGGCAAGAUAAGUCUUUACCCUUACUUCUCCUUGCUGCCUGACCGGGAAUACAUUGAAAUUAUGUUGCAGAGCCUCACUUCAAUACCACCAAAUGGGGAGUCAUUGUUGGUCAUGGCCAGAGAAAUAGGAACAAAAAUUAACAACAAGUACUGUAUCCGCAAGAAAGUUAAAACACAGAUGGUGAACAAAAUAAUGACAAUUUAUUCGUCUUAUGCUAAGCUGCUAACAGACAGCAUAGAAUUGAAUAACUUCUUGCCUCGGGAGUACUGGACAAACCUGGAGGCAGAAAUGAGCAGUGGACCAUCUCUGAUCAAUGAGGACUCGCCAUGGCCUUCUGUCCUGGUGGUUCAUCUAGGGACUCACCUGCUGGAUUUGAUGGUAAAGGAGUUAAAGGUGCCUUGCAACAUCCUGAACCCAGAAAUGGAGGAGAAACGUAUCCCAGUACUCUAUCACAUGUACACAUUCCGCUGUAACCAGCAGGUUGGAUUUAUAAAACCUCAUCCCAUUCUCACCCAGAUCCUGGCUGAAGCAGUGGAGCCUACACUGACAUUUGAUGUUUAUGUUAUGCCAAUGCUUUGUCCACCAGUGCCAUGGACCUCUCCUCAUUUUGGUGGAUAUAUCCUUUCCCCUGCCAAGCUAAUGCGCAGUGUGGAGGGUGCCAUUCAGCACCAGCUGUUGCUAGAGAACUGCAGGAGUAGUGAUCUAUAUGCUGUACUUGAUGCACUGAACCAGCUGGGAAACUGUGCCUGGAAGAUAAAUCAACCAGUUCUUGACAUAAUUGUUUCUAUCUUCAAUGACAAGGGUAAUGAGAGCCUAGAUAUUCCUCCUCCACUAUCAGAAGCACCAGAGAUUCCCAAGUUCAGCCCUAAACAAAAUUACAGCCUCUUAGAUAAAUCACAGUUAAAGCGUGCAAUCACCCAGUGUAGGAAGAAAACAGCAGAAAUGCACAGUCUGAGAAUGGACACCUUGUAUAAACUGUCAAUAGCUAAUCAUAUGAGGGAUUCAAUUUUUUGGUUCCCACAUAAUAUGGACUUCCGGGGACGGACAUACCCAUGUCCACCCCAUUUCAAUCAUUUGGGUAAUGAUGUUACCAGGGCCAUGUUACUGUUUGCCAUCGGAAAGCCAUUAGGCAAGCAUGGUUUGAACUGGCUAAAGAUUCACCUUGUCAACUUAACUGGCUUAAAGAAAAGGCAUUCCCUCAAACAGAGAUUAGAAUAUGCAAAUGAGAUAAUUGAUGACAUUCUAGACUCUGCUGAUAAUCCCCUGACAGGUAGAAAGUGGUGGAUGAAUUCAGAUGAGCCAUGGCAAACCCUGGCCUGCUGUAUGGAGAUUGCAAAUGCAUUACGAUCACCUGAUCCAGCCAAAUGUGUGUCAUAUUUCCCUGUGCAUCAGGAUGGAUCAUGUAAUGGACUUCAGCAUUAUGCAGCUCUAGGACGUGAUGUGAUUGGUGCAAAAUCUGUGAAUCUGAUGCCCAGUGAAUUGCCUCAGGAUGUCUACAGUGGAGUAGCUAUGCAGGUUGAAGAGUUUAGGAAGCAGGAUGCUGAAAGGGGAGUGAAGAUUGCCCAAGUAUUGGAUGGGUUCAUCUGUCGGAAGGUGGUGAAACAGACUGUGAUGACUGUGGUUUAUGGAGUAACAAGGUUUGGAGGAAGGCUGCAGAUUGAGAAGAGACUGAGGGAAAUUGACAAUUUCCCAAAGGAGUAUGUUUGGGAUGCAUCUAAGUAUCUUGUGCAGCAGGUGUUUUCCAGUCUUAAGGAGAUGUUUACUGGAACCAGAGAAAUCCAGGACUGGCUGACAGAAAGUGCCCGUCUCAUUGCUAAGUCUGGCAGAACAGUUGAGUGGCUUACGCCUCUAGGUCUUCCCGUCAUCCAGCCUUACCACAGAAUAAGAAGGACAAGCCUUAAAAGCACCAUGCAACAUUUGAGCCUUCAGGUCACCCAUGAUGUCAGUAUGAAGCCUGACACAGUAAAGCAGAAAAAUGCUUUUCCGCCUAAUUUUAUCCACUCUUUGGAUUCCACUCACAUGAUGCUGACUGUUCUACAUUGCUGCAGAGCUGGAUUAACAUUUGCAUCUGUACAUGAUUGUUUCUGGACCCAUGCUAUUACUGUGGACACCAUGAACAAGAUAUGUCGGGAGCAGUUUGUAGCUCUUCACAACCAGCCAGUCCUGCAGAAUCUUUCCAAAUUCAUGGUACAGAAAUACAGCCCUGACCUGCCACCUCAUCCCAAAAGUAAGAAGUUCAUGGAAUUCCAGAGAAUGUUGGAGUUGUUUUCAAAGGUUCCACAGACAGGAGAGUUUGACCUGGAAAAGGUGAAGGAAUCAACCUACUUCUUCAGCUGACCAGCUGAUUAUGUUCUUGAAGAAGCAGUGCUUUUCAUACUGAAACAUGAUAGCCUGGGCUGAAGCAGUGACCAGAAUAACGCUGAAUACUCACUGGUGCAUUCUGUAAACAACCUCAGCAAGGUGCAAGAGAGAGACAGAGAAAGGCAGCUCAGUUUGAGGAGUUGUCUUGAUGCUAGCAACUUGAGAGCCACAUUGGUUUUAUGCCAAUGAUGGCUUUCACCACCAACAAACUUGAAUUAUGGUAGCUGGCUCAGGGUUACUUUAACAGGCGGGAGCAAAGCCAUCUGAGAAUAAUGGUGUUAAAAAUAACUCCUAUCUAAAUGACAUAAGUUAUUUAUGACAGUAAAUUAUAUUUUAAAAGAGAAGUUAUAUGCUAUUCCUUAUUUUCUUUCCUACUUCGGUAAAUCUAGGAGUUCUUUGUCAUAACUGUCACUAGUCAUUACUCUUUGAACUGUGCAUCAGAUUUAAUUUAUAAAUUCAGAAUGUAUGUAUUCAGUCUACUUUUAAAGAACAUCUGUUACAAGACUUCAUUAAUGCUGCUUGCAUGAUGGUAAAAUGUAUUUUUCCUACCACUUUAAUGUGUGUACUAAAUGGUGUAAGGGAAAAGGUUAAAACUGAUUAUCUCUUAAACCAAGUAGUUUUGAGGUUGUCAAGUAAGACCACUAAUAUUAUGUUCAUUCCAUAUUCCUGCCUCUUCCCUAAUGUCAGUCAUUCACUUCAUUUGAAAAACACUAGCAGAAGAAAAAAUAAUUAAUGUGUAUGUGUGUAUGCCCAGUCUGCAGUUGCAGUUUGAGAGCGAAAGGUAAUUUUGUGAGUGCACCUGGGCAUGACUUAAGUGUUUGUCCUUUUUGGACUGCUGGAAGUGUGCAUAUUAUUUAAUGAGAAUUUUACAGUUAAUUUACCUCGUCCUGCUGUCUGGAUGAAGUGAAAUUUGCAGAAGACAUUUUUUUUCAAUAUGUAUCCUUCACAAAAUAAAAGAUUUCCCCUGAAUGUACCUUGCCAUAUUUGUGCUCACUUUAGCCAGCAUAGCUGUGAGCAAGCAAGUCCUACAUUUUACCCCUGCAAAAGAGUAUUGAUGUUUCUUUCCUGUUCUUUUGCUUUGUUUCAAAAUACAGUUAUUAAAUGACAAAUCUGUUUAUAUUAGGGAAAACUGAAAACAAAUUUACUUUUUAUGCUGUACAGUAUUUUUGUAUGAAGAAAUAAAAUUGAUAAUUACUUCAGA